UCGAUAGCGCAGAUCUGGCAACCCAAGCUCUGCAACUGCACAGGUCCUCUUUCUGACCAACCAGCUCGCGUAUGCACAGCGAAACGAGCAUACACCAUUGAAAAUGCCUCUUGCAAGAGACCUCCUCCACCCUACAAUUGAACAUGAGAGAAGACAACAUAAAAAGAAAAGGCUGGUUCAGAGUCCCAACUCCUACUUUAUGGACGUAAAGUGCCCAGGCUGCUACAAGAUCACCACAGUGUUCAGCCAUGCUCAGACAGUGGUACUCUGUGUGGGAUGUGCAACAGUGCUUUGCCAGUCAAAAGGAGGAAAGGCCAGACUGACAGAAGGUUGCUCUUUCAGGAGGAAGCAGCAUUAAAAGGGGACACUUAGUCAUGAUUGCAAUGAAACCAUGCUGUUGAUAAAGUCUAUCUCCCCAUUAUGUAACAAAGUAACUGUGCAUUCAUUAACAGCAGGUCCUGUCACUAUACAGAUGUCCAACUUUUAUGAAGAAUUUGUAAACUAGCAAACAUUUUAUUCUGCAAGAUGAUUAAUGUUACAUUUCUAUAAGCCAAUAAAACACUCUGAAAACAUG
Molecule: messenger RNA, 574 nt
Organism: Notothenia coriiceps (black rockcod)
Lineage: Eukaryota; Metazoa; Chordata; Actinopteri; Perciformes; Nototheniidae
Gene: rps27l
Product: ribosomal protein S27 like
Exons: 4
Coding region: 104-358 (84 amino acids)
Biological process (GO): translation
Cellular component (GO): ribosome
Molecular function (GO): structural constituent of ribosome
Source: RefSeq, a predicted model, not a curated record